AUGAAUUUUUCCUACCCAAAUUUGAAAAAGGAAAAGGGUAAGAACUGGGGAUGGACUGACUUUGACUUCGAAAAUGGGGGAGAGCCAUUAAAAAGGGAACGCAUCACUGAGAUUACACUUAGCAUUGAUGGUGCGGCUUUCUUCAGUUUCUUGGCCCAUAUCUCUGUCCAUAUGGGCAUUCUUAUCCUUUUGCUUUCUCUCCCAUCUCCUCGUCAUUUUAUUACCUCAUUUGAUCCUCCUCCUUUUGUUUUGGUCGGCCUCCUUUUCUCUUAUUAUUUUCUAAUCGGCCUCUCUCUCCAUCUUAGCUUCCCAAUUUUGAAAAAAAUUAUGAAGCCGAUGCUCAAGACGCUAGCGAUUACCGUGAAAAAUAAGGGCAUAAUUUCAGUCUCGUCGAAAUUCGAGAGCGGGAAAAACAGGGAACAAAGACCAUUGGUGGAUUUUGAUUCUACAAAAAACAACAGGGCAUGUCAGAGCGGCCUACUUGUCUCUAACUCAGACAAGACAAAUGCGCGAGAGGCAUCAAAGGGACCGUGCAUGACGGAGGAGGGUGCACUUAGUUUAGUUGAUUCAACGACAAGAAUAUCAUCCACGGAUUUUGGUACUCCAGAAAACGGUGCUCAUCUCGUGAGGGCAAAUCAGAGCGGCCCUAUUACGCUUAAUUCAGAGGAGAAAGAUACGAGUAAGGGACUAAUUGGAGAAUGCUUAACUGAGAGUGUACUUAGUUUGGAUGAUUCGACAAAACGGAAAUCGUUUCCGGAUUUGGAUGCUACAGAAAUCGAAGCACAUCUUGUGAGCGCAUAUCAGAGUGGCCCUGUUGUGUCUCUUUCAGAGAAUAAAAAUGAGGGAGAGGCAUUGAAGAAAGAAUGCAUUACUAAGAGUAAGCAAAGAGCUGCAAAGAGAUUUCGCGUUAUUUAUGAUCCGGGAUUGCACACGACAGAUUCCCUUAGUUGGAAGUUAUUCGAAGUACUAGAAACUCUUAGGCCCUGGGAACAGCAGAGUAAUGCUACAGACACAGACCAAGAGAAGCAGAUUCAGACACAAAUGUGUAAUGAAUUAUCCGAUGCACAUGGGGCCCACCCAAUACAUUUGGAUACAUACAUCAUACGGUUCCGGACACAUCUAUGUCCGAGUUUGUAUCACUCUGUUCAUAUACGUAGCAUUUUUGGGGAGCAGUCUAAUGACCUUGUGCCCUUAUUGUCACUGAGAAGAUUAACACUCAAGGGUUGUGUACGACAAGACAAAUCACCAUGUUUUCCACGACUUCUGCAAAUCAACGCGGUUGAACAAAAACUGACACAAUUGCCCAGAUACUCAGAAGGAUUGACUGCUCAGGCUGCUAGGUCUUCAAGCAAUGCUAAUAUGAUCCACAUUGGAGAAGUUAACCUUUGUUCAAGUGCAGUGUCUGAUCCUGAUUAUGCAUUGUUUGUACUAGAUAUUGCAUUCAAAUGGUAUGAUAAUACGACCUUUCAAAUAAAAUCUUCAACUACCCAAAUACUGCUGUCUGUUGGCUCAUCCCGUUGGCCUAUCGGCUUACAAGAUGGAGCACACAUUGUGCUGCUUGAUCCAUUAAAACAAUCUGCAAAAAAUGUAGCAUAUGCGGUGAGGCAAGAUCAGUGCUCUCUUACAGUCUCUCUUCGAGAGAAGAAAAUGGUGAGAAGGAAAAUAAAGAGAGAGUACAGAACAAUUAGUGUAAUAUUUGAGUAUCACCAACAACAUUUUGGCAGAAGAUGCGAAGGCGCUGCAAAGAGCUUUGGUGCGACGCGGCACUGUAGGAAGCAUGGAAUUCGUCAGGUAUCUACAGUGAAGCGCAUCCAUAAGCAACACUGGAUCCAUCGGUGGCCAUUUCGACAAAAAAGGGCAACAAGGAAUGGGUAUUCCUUGAGAGAUGAAAGACCAUUUGGAUCUAGCAAGCUAUCUAUGGAUGAGAAACUUGAUUCAAGGCUUCUAUUUAUCCAUAUGUCCCAGUUUGCUAGAUCGUCACCUCAGCCUUUAGGCUUACUAGAUGGAGGCGUGAUUGUCGGGCCUAUAGCCUUAUCAUCAAGUGAAUUUCCUGCUACAAACAACAAAGCACACUUUGUCAGACAAGAUCAAAGCAGCUCCACUGCAUCUUGUCGUGAGGGGAAAAGUGCAAGGGAAACGUUAGACCGACAAGGGAUAACUAUGAGUUUAUGUAUCGUAGAUGAUCUCCAACAACAUUUUGGCGGUAAACAUAAAGAUGCUAUGAAGAGACUUGGUGUUAACAUAUCCAUGUUUAAGAGCACCUGUAGGCUGCACCAGUUCUAUUGGCGGGCAUGUUGGGAUGAAAAGAAUGAACAAGUAUUUGACGCUAGAAACAACAGAACACAUCUUGCCAAAGCAGAUCAGAGCGGCCCCACUAUGUCGAAUUCAAAGAAGGAAAAUACAAGAGAGGCAUUAAAGAGGGAAUACGUACCUAGUAGGGUCCUUAGACACUUGGUGCGACAGAGAACACUAACACACAAGCAUUGCGUACGAAGAAAGAAAUCACAAGAUCUGCCACGAAGUCUGCAAAUGGACUGCUCAGGAGGAUUGGCUACUCAGAAGUCUACUAGGUCUGUGCAUUGGCCUCUCGGCUUACCAGAUGGAGGACCCAUCGUAACUCAUUCGGAAAAAAAGAUUGUGAGAAAUUCAUUUAAAAGGAAGUGCAGAAGUAUGAGUGUUAGUUUUGAGGAUCACCAACAACAUUUUUGCAGCAGAAGUGAAGAUGCUGCAAACAGCCUUGGUGCGAAGCGCAACUGUAAGGGUCAUGGGAUCAAUCUGGUAUCCUCUGCGAAGCGCAUCCACAGGCAACAUGGGAUCCAUCGGUGCCCAUUUCGACAAAACUGGGCAACAAUGGAGGGGCAUGCUUUAGGAGACAAAAGGCCCUUUGAAGUUAUGAGUCUUUCUGCAGAUGGGAAACUUGUUUCAAGGCUUCAACGUAUCCAUAUAUCAUGGCUUGGUAGAUUUGCACCUCGACCUUCAGCCCUACCAGGAGGAGGAGAGAUUGUGGGGCCUAUAGCCUUAUCAUCAAGUGAAUUUGCUUCUACAAACAACAAAGCACAGCGUUUUGGACAAGAUAAAAGUGGCUCUGCUGCCUCUGAUUCUAAGAAGAAAAGAACAAGAGAACAAGAAGACUGCGAAGAGAUAAAUACGAGUAUUACUUUAGAUGAUCUUCGACAACAUUAUGGCCGUAAACGUAAAGAUGUUGCGGAGAGCCUUGGCGUUAGUGUAUCCACGCUUAAACACACUUGUAGGCAGUACGGGAUCAAGCGGUGGCCAAAUAUUAUCAGGAAAAAAGCCGGGAGACCUCCUGAUCAACAUGGAGAAAAGAAUUCAUCACCUACAUGCAAGACGCUGUCAACUAAUGGGCAGAACGAGAUGGAAAAUGAAAUUGUUGGUCACCUUGAGGAGACGAAUGAGUUUCUCCUGGAUUUUGUUGAAGGCCCAAACGGGGGGGUUUCCUCUGAAUGGGCAUUUCAACUAAAAGAUCAAUGGACAGUGUCCACCUCUUAUCCAAAUUCCAAUGAUCCUGAGGUUCCACACGCUCAUAUAGCAUCAACACAGAUCCUAGGUGAGAAUAUGGGAAGUUUAGGAGAUGGGAGAAAUUCUUUUGGUUCACUGGAAGAGCAUCUUCAGCAAGGACAUAUCUCUGGAUCUAUGUGGACAGUCCCUCCAUGUUCAGAUCCAGCUUCAAGCCAACACAUUCCUACUAGUACCCCCACAAUGGGAAGUUCAGAAGAUCGAAUAAAUUUGCUAGCUUUCCUAGAAGAUGUUUUUCUAGAGGAAGAUGUCUCUGGAUCUAAGAGGUGGACAAUCCCUACAUGUUUUGAACCAGCUCCGAGCCAACUCAUGCCUACUGUUCCCCGGACGACGGGAAGUUCAGAUGAUUUGAGAAAUUUGUUACCUUCAGUGGAAGAGUGUUUUUCGGCGAGACAUGUCUCUGGAUUUACUAACCGGACAGUCUGUUCCUGUUCAUAUCCAGGUCCGAGCCAACCCAUGUCUACUGUUCCCCACACAACAGGAAAUUUGUUAGCUUCAGUAGAAGAGCCUUUUUGGGCUGGACAUGUCUCUGAAUCUAUUAACUUGACAGUCCCUUCAUGUUCUGAUCCAGGUCCAAGCCAAUCCAUGCCUACAAUUCCCCACACAAUGCCUACAAUUCCCCAAAUGAUGCCUCUUCUCACAGGAAGGCAAGAUAUGAGGUCUGUGAGGUUAAAGGCAACAUAUGGGAACACCACAAUAAAAUUCCCUCUCCCGUCUGGAUUUAGUGAACUGAAAGAAGAAGUGUCGAAGAGACUGGAGUUCGAGCGUGGUAGUUUCAAACUUGAGUAUAAAGAUGAAGAAGGGGACUCAGUGUUAAUAGCUUGUGACGAGGAUGUAAGGGAUUAUCUGCGACUCCUCAUCUCAAUGGGAAAUCAAGUAGUCAAACUAUUUGUUCUUGAUAAGGUUCCUAAUACCACAAAUUUUUGUGAUAACUGUAGAUGUGAUAACUGCAGAUCAUUGAAGUGUAAAAGACCAUAGGUAUGUUUAGUUGCAGAAUAGUAUUACAUGGUUGACACUAGUUCCAUGUUCUUUGUGUAACAGGACAUUUUCUUGCCAGAUUUUCCUCUGCUAAACCAGAAUAGUUCCAGUAGUGCUGCAUUCGGUAGGGCCUCUCAUUGUUUUGGCCUAGGUUUUACCUAAAUUUAGCUGGUGAUGUUUGUUUGUGUAAAUCUCUGUUGAGGUUUCUUUUUAUCAUCUUCUGGUGUGGAGAUUAUUUGUGUCCGCCAUCAUUGCUAGGCGUGCAUGGUGAGGAUGAUGAGAUUUCGGGGACCAUGGGCCUUUAAGUUUAGAUCUUGCUAUGGUUUGGGGGGUGCAUUGAUGGAGGAGCUCAGUCCUAAAUUGUUAUUGUUUUGUUUCAGCAAUGGUAUGUUAUUUAGGAUUCGUCUCGUACAGGUUGAAACUAGUUCCCAAACCUCAUUUCUAUGAUGGUCUCCAUGGUUUCUGAAUGAAGCUGGACUCUGAAUGAAGCUAUUUGGAGGAUUUCUUUGGCUGCAA
Rhododendron vialii is the source of this 5031-nucleotide messenger RNA. RefSeq lists its product as uncharacterized. NCBI's taxonomy places the organism in Eukaryota, Viridiplantae, Streptophyta, Magnoliopsida, Ericales, Ericaceae. Gene Ontology annotation, molecular function: DNA-binding transcription factor activity; protein binding. Bases 1 to 4515 code for a protein of 1504 amino acids. The record is from RefSeq and is a predicted model, not a curated record. The transcript has 14 exons.